AGUUCUUCUAUCGUAUAUUCAGACUAAAUCAUAUUAAUUGACAUAUCUAACAUCACAAAUGAAUUUAGACGCGAGAGACAUAGAGUGAAUAACACGCGGUUGUAAUAUAAUACAUAAAUCGCUUUAUUUUAGGGAAUUGUCUCAUUAAAACAUGUAAAAUGGACAAAAUAAAUUACUGCUUCAUAGCUGUUGAAAAUCGUGCAAGAAUUACGUGAAAAACUUGUGCCGGAAAAAGUAUGUUUUCUGAAAGAAAAACAGACAAUCAGUGCAGUGAUGUGAAAGAAUGGGCGAGGAGUUCAACACUUCACGGUAUCAAAUAUGUAGCGAGCGCAGACGCAUGGAUACGGAAAUUGAUGUGGUUGAUCUUCGUUCUAGCCUGUCUAACUGGCGUCAUCUUUCAAAUUGUUGAUAGAGUUGGAUACUUUUACGAUCGCCCUAUCGCUGUCAACGUGAAGAUCAACUACAACCAAACGCUUGACUUUCCUGCUGUCACAAUCUGUAACCAAAACGCAUUCAGAGCAACAAAGGCCGCCGAGAGUCAUAGAUACCGAUUAAUAGAAUAUAUAUUUUCAACGACAGGAAAAAUUAGCAUGGAAAAACUUGAAAAGUUCAAUUCUACAGAUCUUAGUCUUGAGGAGCUGUAUACAUCCCUUGCUCAUACAAAAGAAGAUUUCAUCGUAAACUGUGUAUGGAAGAAUGGGGAAUGCAGCCGCAACGAUUUUGAAAUGAUACUCACGGACCACGGUGUUUGUUACAUUUUCAAGAAGGAAAAACGGGAUAUGCUUGUCGCGUCAUCUGGCGUUGAUUCCGGAUUAAGAGUGACAUUGAAUGUUGAGCAGUACGAGUAUAUGACUGGUCCACAUGACUCAGCUGGUAUUAAAAUUUUGCUACACGAUGCACGAGAAAUGCCUUUUGUUCAUGAACUAGGACAGGCUGUCCCAACGGGAACACACGCAUUUGUUGGUGUUAAGUUUAUGACGAUUGACAAUCUACCGAAGCCGUAUGGAGAAUGCGACACGAAACAGUUAGGACAUACUGAUUAUUAUACAACAGAAGAAUGCUAUCUCGAUUGUCUGGUAAACCUGGCCAGGGAAAGGUGUGGGUGUAGGGAUAUCUAUAUGCCAGAUUCUACAGGAUCAACUCCAGUUUGUACGUUAGGCAAGUAUUAUUCUUGCCUUGUGGACUUGAAAGCUGAAUUUUCAACAUCUUUGCGGGAGGAUUGCGGUUGUCCGGUACCUUGUUAUUUCGCCCUUUACGAUCCUUCAGUAUCUUAUGCUUCCAUUUCGAACCAUCUAGUAAGCAAGCUGUUAACGUCAUCUGAAGCAUCAUUAUUGGUAGAUAAGCUUGAAAAUGCAUCAGAGAUCACUUCAAAGAUGGACAGGGAUACUUUUGAAUAUUUUAAAUCGAUUGCUGAUACAUUUUACAAUAAAUUCACUCAAUUAACAGAAGUCAUUGCUUCUAUUUCCAACUGCCUUUCUAGCCAGAGAAAUGUAACAGAAGAAAUCGUCUCGGAAAUGACGGAUGUUUAUAACGUCAAAGAGAGAAUAUAUAGAUAUCAAGACUAUUCGAUUGAAAAGAACUUUUUACGUGGCCGUGAGGCGAUGGAAGAAAGAACUCUAAACAAUGUGGCAAACGCAUAUGCUGAAUUUGCAAUGCUUAAUAAAAGGCGAAUAAUUCGGCUGGCGACAGAGAAUAACACUGACGAUACUGGUAGAUUUGAGCUAUACAAGCUUGUAACUGACGAUCUAAUUGUGAGGCAAGAAAUUGCUGAAAAGGCACGGGCAAAUAUAACACUAUUGUUGAACGCGUAUAUAACAGGAACACCUAUUUUUAAUUACAAAUUUGAGGAUUUGCCGAGAGCACAUAAUCCGUUUAUUGUUCCAAAACCACUAAUGAACUACUCAAUGAAUCACAAUCACUAUAUGAUUAAAUACGUCCCGAAGUUAAAUUCAAGUGACUUUGAUUUAAUGUAUUCCGUCUUGGACAUGUUCAUUGAACAGGCAUCAAUAGCUUAUGAAAAUCGAACUGUGAACGAAUCUACAUUGAAUUACGUGUAUGAAAGAUUUCAGUUCGCAUGUCGGACAUACAUGUUUAGUAAAAGCGUUGUAUACACUCAAGGUAUAGAAUUACCCUCUAGGGUCAUUCAGGAAAGACUUUCUAAUUUCAAAAAUGAAUGGUCUUCUUUUAAUUCAGAUAUUGUUGAUUUAAGGCAAAAUAUGAAUUCUCUAACAACACUUUUGAAAAAUGUUACAACUAAUAUAUUACCUGACUUGGAGAGAAUUAUAUUCCAAAUGAGGAAUUACACAGAAAAUUCAGAAGGACAUCUUAUGCAGUUAGCAAACGUUUUUCUUUCAAAUGAGACAAAAUUGUUGACUAACAUCUUAAAGAAUUUCUUUCAAGAAGUUCAAACAAGAGGUCAACAAAUACACGACUCUGCAAAUCUCCUUCAUAAACCAAUAGAAAACAUUUGGACAACCAUCAUAACAGACGAAGAUUCCAUCGAAUAUUACAACUAUACGGACAAUGUCCUGUUUCUGAGAAAUCUAUCCGUUGUUCUGCGUGAGUGGGCUGACAAUGUGAAUGAAUUAAAAGACCUUGACGUUCGGAGGCAUGUGUUUAACAAAGAUGAAGACUAUUUCGUUGCAAAUGAUGCAGUGACAGUACACCUUGAAGAGUUUAAAGAUGCCAUCGUCGUUGACGGGAUGUUUUUGAAACAAAAUUUCCUACAGCUGGACAUAUUCUACCGGCAGCUAAGCUACGAGUAUAUCAGUCAGCACAAGGCUUACGACUUUUUCGCUUUAAUUUGUGAUAUUGGAGGAGCUAUGGGUUUGUUUAUCGGAGCCAGCAUGUUAACAAUAGUAGAAAUCAUUGACUUGUUCCUCAUACAGCUACCGAUAUUCAAACGAAAGGAAGAAAAACAGAAAAAUGGAGUAGCACUUACCUAGAUAGCAGAAGAUAUCCGAAUAAUGUGCAGACGAACCGAAAUUCAAAUGUUGGUACAAUGAAAGUGUUUACUUGAAGUACCUUCCUUGCAAGGGAUACAUUAUCGUUUAAAGCUGAAAAGCACAAACAUUAAUAAGUUAAUAACUUAUUUCAAUCGAUAAGUUUUUUAUGAAGCAUAUUACUGUGAUUCUUUUACAUUGAUAUAUGUAUUAACUGACGUCAUUUAUUUUGUUCAGUGACGAAAUAUGUUAUUCUUAGAUGUCAUAGAAUUGACUUGUUUAAAUAAAUGAUUAUUGGUUGUAACUAUGGGAACAUAGUUCACAGUAAUACUAUGAAAUCAGACGGUCAUUAAAGCUGAUGUCAUAUUUUGUUUUAAAAUGCAUUACUUUAUCAUAUUCUUCAUAUCAGCGACAUUAAAAUAUGCAGCAAACGAAA
Molecule: messenger RNA, 3378 nt
Organism: Mercenaria mercenaria
Lineage: Eukaryota; Metazoa; Mollusca; Bivalvia; Venerida; Veneridae
Exons: 10
Coding region: 237-2945 (902 amino acids)
Biological process (GO): sodium ion transmembrane transport
Cellular component (GO): membrane
Molecular function (GO): ligand-gated sodium channel activity
Source: RefSeq, a predicted model, not a curated record